UAUUGUUUAUUGUUAUAAUAAUAAUAAUAAUAAUAAGAAUCAUGGGAUUCUCUGAGAAGCCACCACAAAUAACAGAAGGAGGAGGAGGGGUAGACUCAGAUAACAAUAACAGAAAAUGGGUCAUCGCCGGAACGUCUUUGAGAGCGCCAUUGAAGCCAAUUUACACCGUGAUUCCGGUGGAUCAGAAAGCUAAACAACAAGAAGAAGAACAACAAGAGGAGUUUUCAACUUCAACAACUCCAACGGGAAAAGAAGCAAGGGUUCCAACAACUUUGAAGUGUCCACCGGCUCCGAGGAAGCCAAAAUCUUCUCUCAAGUGCAACUACCACGGCGCCGGCGGUGGAGCUAGGGAGUUCUUCACUCCGCCGGACUUAGAAACUGUCUUCAUUCGCCAUGUUGUUGAAAGGGCUAAUUGAUUGAUUUCAUAUAUAUAUAUAUAUAUCACUCUUGCCUUGUAUACUUAUGCUACGGUGGUUAUGGUAGCAUGAUUCAAAUUAAUGUAACCCUUUUUUACUAAUUUUUUAGA
This is a messenger RNA of Arachis stenosperma, 526 nucleotides long. Its product is annotated as cyclin-dependent protein kinase inhibitor SMR6-like. Gene Ontology annotation, biological process: regulation of DNA endoreduplication. The transcript has a single exon. Lineage: Eukaryota; Viridiplantae; Streptophyta; Magnoliopsida; Fabales; Fabaceae. The record is from RefSeq and is a predicted model, not a curated record. The coding region runs from base 42 to 416 and encodes 124 amino acids.